Molecule: messenger RNA, 3458 nt
Organism: Rhincodon typus (whale shark)
Lineage: Eukaryota; Metazoa; Chordata; Chondrichthyes; Orectolobiformes; Rhincodontidae
Product: TBC1 domain family member 8
Exons: 15
Coding region: 451-2574 (707 amino acids)
Molecular function (GO): calcium ion binding
Source: RefSeq, a predicted model, not a curated record
GUGGAAGAAAUUCAUCAACACUGGGAGUGGUUAGAACAGAAUCUUCUGCACACUCUUUCAGUAUUUGACAAUAAAGACGAUGUUAUUAGUUUUGUCCAUGGUAAAGUGAAGGGUCUUAUUGCUGAAGAAACCAGGAGCAAAUUGGCAGAACAGGAAGAAGAUCCUGAGAAGUUUCGGGAGGCUUUGGUGAAGUUUGAGACCCGAUUUAAUUUCCCAGACUUGGAAAAACUGGUGACAUAUUAUUCAUGUUGCUGCUGGAAGGGGCGGGUUCCCCGUCAGGGCUGGAUUUACCUGAGCAUCAAUCAUCUCUGUUUUUAUUCUUUCCUGUUGGGUAAGGAAGUGAAACUGAUUAUCCCCUGGGCUGAUGUGAAAAGACUAGAAAGAACUUCAAAUACCCUUAUCACAGGAAUAGUUCGAGUAACCACACAAAGUAAAGAACGUGAUUUCUCUAUGUUUCUCAACAUUGAUGAAACAUUCAGGCUUAUGGAACUAUUGGCAGAUGUCACCAUUCGAAGGUUGCUGGACAAUGAAGCAUUUGAAUUGGAUCCUCCUUUACAAGAACCUACACAAAUUACAAAGAAAGAUCUUGAAACUAGGAUGCAAAAUGAGUAUUUCCGGGCAUGUUUUAGACUUUCGCAGGCAGAGAAGCUGAUCAAGAUAGUGCACUGUUUCCUGUGGACGCCGUAUAACCAAUGUCACACUGCAGGGAAGUUGUAUAUUUCAGAAAACUACAUAUGUUAUGCCAGCAAAGAAGAAAAUGACUGUUAUGUGGUCAUUCCACUCCAAGAGGUGGUGACAGUGGAGAAGAUGGAGGACACUAGUCUCCUGCCCAAACCAAUUAUUGUCAGCAUUAAGAGUAAGAGGGUAUUUCAAUUUACAGAAAUUGAAAAUAGGGAACACCUUGUGGAGCAACUAAACAAACGUCUUCAAUUUCUAAAAGGAGGAAAGCCUGGUUGCAUUCAUAAGCCUAGAGUUGAAGAAAAGGUAUCCUCAGAAUCUACAUGUUGUCCUGAAAAAAUCUGUACCACUAAUAAAGCACUAGAUUCACUUGUGAACACUCCAAGUAUCAAAAAAGAGCCUAGACAUUCGUUAAACUCAGAGGCUUUAAUGGCACACUUCCACCUGAUUGAAACUGAAGGUGGAAAAUCUAAAAUGGAAAUGGAGAAAGCAAAAAAUCAAUUAUGGUAUGACCAUUUUGUGGAAUAUGGACACACAGUCAGUAUGUUUCGGACAGAGAAAAUAAGAAAGCUGGUUGCAAUGGGAGUUCCACAGUGUCUUCGAGGACAGCUAUGGCUUCAAUUUUCAGAUGCUGUGACUGAUUUAGUUUCACAUCCUGAUUACUAUGCGAAUCUGGUGGAUGAAUCUAUGGGCAAAUGUUGCAUGGCAACGGAAGAAAUUGAACGUGAUCUGCAUCGUUCUCUCCCUGACCAUCCAGCUUUUCAGAGUGACACAGGCAUUGCAGCACUAAGGAGAGUACUGACAGCAUAUGCAUACAGAAAUCCCAAGAUAGGCUAUUGCCAGUCUAUGAAUAUUCUGACUUCUGUAUUAUUACUAUAUGCAAAAGAGGAAGAAGCCUUUUGGUUACUUGUUGCUGUCUGUGAGAAAAUGCUCCCAGAUUACUUCAACCGUCGAGUUAUUGGUGCUCAGGUAGAUCAAGCUGUAUUUGAAGAACUUAUAAAAGAACAUUUACCAGAGCUGGCUGAACAUGUGACAGACUUGUCUUGUUUAGCGUCCAUUUCCCUCUCCUGGUUCCUGACCCUUUUCCUUAGUAUUAUACCCCUUGAGAGUGCACUAAAUGUUGUUGACUGUUUCUUUUAUGAUGGAAUAAAGGUGAUUUUCCAAGUGGGCUUGGCUAUACUAGAUGCCAAUACACAAGAGUUGUGUAGCUGCACAGACGAUGGACAAGUCUUGAUAAUCCUUAGCAGGUUUCUUGAUCAUAUCACAAACAAAGAGAGUCCAUUGCCCCAAAUUUCUCAGCAACAUGUCCUUAGUGAUGAUAAAGAUCCUGUACAGCAAGUGGAAAUAUCUGAUCUAAUAAGAGACUCCUAUGAGAAAUUUGGAGAGCUUCACGUAGGACAAAUCGAGCAAAUGCGCUGCAGACACCGAAUACGAGUGCUACAGAACUUAGAAGAUACCACUAAACAAAAUGUGCUCCGAGUUGUGGCACCAGAAGUUUCAUUUAGUACUGAAGGGCUUGGAGACCUCUAUGACCUUUUCAAGAGAGAAUAUCUUUUAGCUUGUUACUGGGGUGGAAAUGACUCAGCAGCGUUGCAUCAUGAUCCCAGCCUCCCAUAUCUGGAACAAUACAAAAUAAAUAGUUUCCAGUUCAGCAACCUCUUCUGUCUUCUAAGCCCCUGGACGUGGGGUACCCAUACAGAUCUUUUAGCCCAGAGGACGUUCCGCAUACUAGAUGAAAAUGAAGAUUCUCUAAUCGAUUUUAAAGAAUUGGUCAGUUGUUUAGAAAUAAUGUACAAUGGAGACAUCAGUGAAAAACUCAGAUUGUUAUACAGGCUGCACAUUCCACCAGGUAAAGUAAUCCUUAAGGAAAAGUUAGUAAAAGAAGCAUACUGCUGAAGUUGUUAAAUGCACAUCAGCGCAGUUCAUGAAUUCCCAGUUUGAUUUCAAAUUUUACACCUGAUUUUUGUACAGUAUUCAUGAUGUUAAUAGACCUCUGCUUUCAUCUUAUUUGUAUUUGCUAUGUUUUUAGUUUAUGAAUGUAGGUGUGAACUUGACAUCUAAAACUUUGCUUACCUUAUCCUGUACUGUUCCACUUACCAAUCACCCUUGGCAUUGAUUCAUUAAUUUGUGGGAAGUUGACAUUGUUGGAUAAAUUAGAAUUUGUUGUUCAAUCCUCAUUACCCUGGGGAAGCUGGUGAAUUUCUUUUUCUCAUCCUUCUGUCUUUUGGAUGAGAUGUUAAUCUUGUCUGUCCUGAAGUGGGUGUGAAACAUCCAAUAGUGCUAUUUUGAAGAAUAUAGGGGUUAUUACUGAUUUCCUAGUCAACAUUUAUCCCUCAGUCCUCCUCAAAAAUACCAUAUUGGUUCAUUUCAGAUAGCUGUUGAUCAUGAAAGGCAACACAUAAAAGCAAAAUUUUACUUUCUUCCCCAUUCUUGAAUUACUGCAGUCUGUGUAGUAAAGAUGCUCUUACAUGCUUUUAAGUUUGGAAUUGCAGGAUUUUGACCCAGUGACAUUAGACCAACUACAAUCUAAUCUGAAGUCAAGAUGGUGUGUGAUUUAGAAGAAACUUGUAGCUGGAAAUAUAGCUAAGAGUUUGCCAUCGAAGAAACUUUGGCAUUUUGUAGAUGGCAUACACUGCACCCUGCUGGUGAAGAGUGAAUAUGCAGGUGUGAAAGGUAAUGGAUGUGAUGCUAAUCAAGGGGGGCUACUCUGGUUAGACCACACUUGGAAUAUUGUGUUCAGUUCUGGUCACCUAAUUAUAGGAAAGAUGUGGAAGCUUUAG